AAAGAACUCAUUGGUACAUGUCAGCUGUUGUUAUUAUCAUUUCAGUCAUCUUUACUGUCUCAUAGAUCUUAUCCUGUAAUUUAAUAUAGGAAAUUUAAAGAUCUCUACAUUAACUAGUUAAAAAGCUCAAGAUGUAGAAAUUAAAUAAAUACCAUAUUUCUGCAUUUAUAACGGAAUCUUAAAUACAUGGUAUUUGUAAUAAACAAAGUAGCAAGUCGUCUGGAAAUACUUAGUUAUACAAGUAGUGCAGUACCUAUAGAGCCUCAGUCGUAGAGCCUUGCUUGUUUUCCAAUGAAAGCCCUGGGCGGUUGCCUAGCAACGUCGUCCAUUACCUACACACAGCGGUCAGAGUCCCAGCCAGAAUGUUGAACUAUAUAAAAAGAAAUAUCCAUCUUGUAAAAUUAAUGUUUCCACCGUAAAUGUUAAUGUGUUCAGUGGCAUGAGUGACAACGACACGUAGAGAAGCUGGAUUGUGCGGGGGUGGAUGCCGUUUGAGAUCGCAAGCUCAGGCAUGCAUGGUCUCCCACUAUGCCUCCUGGCGCUGGCUGCGUCAGCCUCCGCCCAACUGACCCUCACCGGGGUCAAGUGUGGUCAGCUCAAGUGUGCCGCAGAUGACUACUGCUCCCCGGACACUGAUAGAUGUGCACCCUGCAGUGACAUCUGUACGAAGACUGGGCAUAACUUUGACGAAGGUCUUUGCGUUAAGGAGUGUCAAGGUUACAUCCACAACAUGCAAUAUCCAGACGUCAGAAUGCUGGUGGCGGGCGUGGAGUCGACGCGGCAACAAGCCCACGCCGCCCUCAUCAUCAGCUGUGUGACCCUGGUGGCCGUGGUGCUGAUUAUGGCCUUCCUCUGCACGAGGCUGCUGAAGGAAAAGUUCUCCUUGAAGUAUAUUAGGCAGAAGAUGGCUUUUAAGAACCGCGUGAAGCAGCACCCAGCCGACCUGGUGCACCACAACCCUCACGCCGAGUUGCCGAAGCCGAAGGCAGAGCUCAAGCUGGACAUCAGGAACCCUGAACCUCCUAAGAGAAACAUUCAGCCUCUAAACGUAAGAGACCUGGACAAUCGGACUUCUCAGACCGAGAAGAGUCAAGGGGCUACCACCCCAAAGACCAUGAUGACGAAUUUAAGCAACCGGCAUCCGGCUGAAGAUACGACUUUGGAUUAUUCCUACGAUAACCGUGCCCUGAAUGUGACCCCUCCAGCUCAAGCCAGCGCGAGUCACAACUUCUGAGGAAGGGUCACGUUCCAUGAAGACGUUGUAUAUAUUGUUCACAGAGGGAUACCUAUGUGCAAUGAUUAAGUGUUUUGGAUUGACUUCAUUUUAGAAAUAGAAGUGUUUUGUGGGAGGGUUUUAAUGGUUAUAUUGUUACAAGUGUUUAGCCUAGCUCUAGGUCAGAAUUUAUACUUUUAAUUUCAUUUAUUAAGUUGAAGAACGGGAAUUAUUUUGUAUAACUUUAGUCAUCACAAUUAUUACUAUCACAAUGAUCACGAUUAUUUAUAAUUACUAUUGCUAACGUCAGGGAAGCAUCAAUAUGGUAAACUGAUUCAUUCCUCAUGCCAUAUUGUUACUUUAUCAAUCUACAACGAGGACGAGGAACACCCAUGGUUUUGACUCGGCAACAAUUUUAAUUUCGAUCAUCACUCAUGUAAGUAGUAUGAAAAAAGUAUUUAGGUACUUAAAUAAAUGUUAUUAAACAAAUAGUACUAAGCUGCAAUCACCACAAUCACAAUAUUUUAUUUAAAAAACAUAGCAAUUGAGUCAUUUAAUAAGACGUCUUCAUACAUCUUAAACUUAUCGAUAAUAAUAAUCUUUUAAAAGCCCUUGGCUCCGUUCUAAAAUAAAUAAUAACUUAUUUUCUCAUCAUUAUAACAAGCCCUAGUCCUAACUAAGUAACGUAAUAUUCUGAAUACCUACUUAAUACUAACAAUUUUGAAUUCAUUUUAGUCAUAGGUAAGUACAUACAAUACAACAUGUCUAGCGUGUCAAAUUACAACUAGUUAUUCUGAUACUUAAUACAAUAUACAUAGAUUUAGUUCUGUAUUACUUUAGUAUUACUGUAUAUUUAAGGUAGUAUCGAUAAUAAAAUUGUCCCGGGUGUAGCUAUUUAUGUACGUUAGGUUUACCAUAGGUACAUUUUAUUUGUUUAUAUGUGUAACCUGUAAGAAUGUAUAACCUAGGUUCGUAUACUAUUUAUAAUGUAAUGUAUUUGUAUAUCUAUGUAAUGUAGCUCACAUUUAGUUAUACAUAUACAGCAUGUUUAGAUUCCAUACGAGUUCAACUCGGGUUACAAUAAAUUGACAGCAUAGCUGAGGUUAGUUAUCUUAGAUAUAAUGUGUACCUACUGUAUUUGGGAUUUUGUAACUGAAUUAAUUAUUAUUAGUUCCAUAGGGUGACUACUCGACAGCCUUUCGGAAACAAAUAGGUACCCAUACGGAUUCAUUAUCAGAUUGGUUAUUAAAUUCCGUUUCUGAGAAUUUAAUUACACGUAAUUUCAAGGAUUUCAUAAGUUGUGGAUGUGGAAAGCGACACGACCACAUUUAUGAGCACAGUGAAAGUUUUUAAUUUUGAAUUUUGAAAAACUUACUUACAUUUUAAUUAUUUAAUUAAAAUACAUAUCUUGUUUACCUAUUUACACACAUUUUCAUACUUGGAGUAAAAACAUAGGACAAACCUCUACAUAAAAAUAUAAUUUGACUAAUUCGUUUUUAAAAUUGUAAGUACCUAUUAUAACAGUAUUUACAGUGCCCAAAUAACAAAAGAAGCAUUUCACUUUUUUGAAUCGAAUAAACUAAAUACAGGGUGCGCUAUUUAUUUUCCACAACUACUUUCGCUAGAAAGGUACGAUGUUAUUCCCCAAAUUGUAUGUUUUAAGGCGCGAGAAACAUUCGUAAUCGCGGCACACGUCUGACGAUUAAUGAUGGCGGAACGUAAAAAAAGAAAAACGUCAAGCGCAAAGAUUAAUGGCUCCGCAUUUCUCAGUACCAAAACUAAACUGAAUGCUGAAAUGAGAAAACCGUUCUGUAUACGGGUUUGGUAAUUUUUAUACGUACCUAUAGUCAUAUUUAACAGCGUAAUAGGUACAUAAUGUAUUUAUAUGUACCUAGGUAAGUACACUAUUUGAUUAGGUACUAGCUGUCGAACAAAACCUAAUGUAAACAAAACAAAAUCGAGAGUGGUUAAAGUUCGAAAAAAAAAAUCAAAAUAUUUUUAGAUUUUUUUUCUUCAUAUUCUUUCUUGGUCUCCUAUCUAAGCUGACCUAACCUAACUUGAUAAUUCCACCAUGUAUUUAAAAUAUCAAUUUUAUUUAUAUUAUUAGGUACCCAUUGCAACUACAGUCAGUCAAUGAUACAAUGAUAGCCAUCAAACUUACAAUUUGGUUAAUAAUUUAAUGUAUUAACCAAACCAUUUUACUACUUAAAAUUAUUUAUAUACUUAGGUACCUAUGAGUAUCAAUUUAUGAGAUAGGGACAGUAGUUUAUUAGUUAUUCGUUUAUUGCUUUAGUUUUAAUAGUAUUUUAGCUAACUAAGUAUUUUAUUAUAGUUCCGUCCAAACGGUCCAUUCCAUACGUUACAUUCCAUUAGAUUGUAAGAACUUUUAAUAUAAGUAGGUAUGUCAUGUAUGUAUAUUAU
Molecule: messenger RNA, 3634 nt
Organism: Plutella xylostella (diamondback moth)
Lineage: Eukaryota; Metazoa; Arthropoda; Insecta; Lepidoptera; Plutellidae
Source: RefSeq, a predicted model, not a curated record